Molecule: messenger RNA, 1669 nt
Organism: Aspergillus versicolor CBS 583.65
Lineage: Eukaryota; Fungi; Ascomycota; Eurotiomycetes; Eurotiales; Aspergillaceae
Product: sugar porter family MFS transporter
Exons: 4
Coding region: 19-1623 (534 amino acids)
Biological process (GO): transmembrane transport; carbohydrate transport
Cellular component (GO): membrane
Molecular function (GO): carbohydrate:proton symporter activity
Source: RefSeq, a predicted model, not a curated record
CUGGCCUUGACUUGAACUAUGAGGAACAUCUUGUAUUCUCCGCCGCGGCCGCUGCGCGAUGGGCCGCCAGAGGUCUAUGGGCUGCGCAUCUAUCUGCUGGUGUUGUCGGCGACAUGGGCAUCAGCCAUGUACGGAUACGACUCAGCCUUCAUCGGCGGAACAAUCGCACUGCCCGCAUUCAAGACAAACUUCGGUCUUGCUGGCGCCGAAGAGGGCGAGGCAGCAGACAUUUCAUCCAACGUCGUGUCGAUCUUCCAGGCAGGAGCCUUCUUCGGCGCAAUCAUUGGAUUUCUCUUUGCCGAGCGCUUCGGCCGUAAGCCAGUCAUCUUGGGAUCAGGCGUUGUGUUCUCAGCCGGUGCAAUUGUGCAGUUAAUCGGCUUAAUGUCGUUGUUGUACCUUGGUCGAGCCCUGACUGGCCUGGGAGUAGGUGCAUCGUCGACUAUAAUUCCUAUAUACAUCGCCGAGUGCUCCCCGGCCCUCAUCCGCGGUCGCCUGGUCGGUAUCUUCGAGAUCAUGCUGCAAAUCGCCCUGGUCUUCGGCUUCUGGGUCAACUACGGCGUCGAGAGGAACAUUCCAGACUCGGACCAGAAGCAGUGGAGGAUCCCCAUGGCCGUGCAGCUGAUUCCUGCCGGUCUACUGCUGAUAUGUAUGGUUUGGAUGUGCGAGAGCCCCCGUUGGCUGGCAAGCAAGAACAAGAUGGACAAGGCACACAAGGCUCUGGCAUGGGUCCGCAAUCUACCCAUGGAGCACGAGUACGUUGUAAAUGAGAUGGCCUUGAUUCAGGCAUCGCUCAACCACGAGCUGGAAAUCGCCGGCGGGGAACGCACUCCCAUGCAGAUUGUGAAGGAGUGCGCUGCCCCGGGGGUUCGCAAUCGACUGAUUAUCUCGGUCUUGCUGAUGCUCCUGCAGAACCUCACUGGGAUCAACGCAAUCAACUACUACUCUCCCACAAUUUUCAAGUCCAUCGGCUUCCAGGGCACUUCUGUCCAGCUGCUGGCAACGGGUGUCUAUGGCCUGGUCAAGAUGAUCACCACCUUGGUCUUCAUGAUCUGGAUUGUAGACCGAUUCGGCCGUCGGCCUGCUUUGAUCGUCGGUGCAGUGGGCGCCGGUAUCGCCAUGUUCUAUCUCGCCAUCUACUCCCAAAUCAGCGACUCGUUUAACCGCAUACCCCCCAGCGACGGUGGUUCCCGAGCAGCAGUGGCAAUGGUAUACAUCUACGCCAUCUUCUACGGCUUCUCCUGGAACGGAAUCCCCUGGAUCUUUGCAUCUGAGGUUCUGCCAACGCGUGUCCGGACAAUUGGAAUGAUGUGCGCGGUCUGCAUGCAAUGGCUGGCGCAGUUCAUGAUCGUCUACUCCCUGCCGCACAUGGUCGAGGCCAUCUCAUUUGGAACCUUCUACUUCUUCGCUGCGUGCACGUUUGUGGCUCUGGUCUUCGCGUUCCUAUUUGUGCCCGAGACCAAGGGCAUUCCCUUGGAGGACAUGGACCUGCUGUUUGGGCGUGGAGCAGGCAUCUAUGCCAGAGGGGCGCGUCAGAAUUACGAGACCUGGAAGGGCACAAGAAGCCCGACUAGCCUGCAGAAAAGUGUUGGUGAUUAUUUAUCUCGAGUUGAGAAUGCACAAUAAUCCCUGCAGCGGAUGAACCGUAUAUACGAGUUGCUUAGCGUUUAAU